Molecule: messenger RNA, 300 nt
Organism: Eimeria mitis
Lineage: Eukaryota; Apicomplexa; Conoidasida; Eucoccidiorida; Eimeriidae
Exons: 3
Coding region: 1-300 (99 amino acids)
Source: RefSeq, a predicted model, not a curated record
AUGAAGCGUUUAGAGCUAGCUCACGCGCUGCACCACCAGCAGCAGCAGCACCAGCAGCAGCAGCAGCAGCAGCAGCAGCAGCAGCAGCAGCAGCAGGAGCAGCAACAGCAGCAAAUGCAAGAGUUUCAGCAGCAGCAGCUGCAGCAGCAGCAGCAACAGCAGCAGCAGCAACAGCAGCAGCAACAGCAGCAGCAGCAGCAGCAGCAGCAACAGCAGCAGCAGCAACAGCAGCAGCAGCAACAGCAGCAGCAGCAACAGCAGCAGCAAAUCCUGUACAACACCACUCAGUAUAGUAUCUGA